AUGGCAUCAGCAAGAAGAGGACGCAAAAGCGUCAAGAAGGGUCUCCAAUUCACCGUUAUGGUUGUCGGUGCAUCUGGUACAGGACGUACUACUUUCGUAAACACGCUCUGCGAAUCUGAAGUUCUCCAACACAAAGCAAACGACAGCCCAGAAACAGCACACAUCGAGGAGGGUAUCAAAAUCAAGCCACUCACUGUUGAACUCGAUGAGGAAGGUUUUAGAAUCGCACUCACUAUCGUAGACACUCCUGGUUUUGGUGACAACAUCAACAACGAAUCAAACUUCCAAGAAAUCGUUGGUUACCUUGAACGUCAAUACGAUGACAUUCUCGCUGAGGAGUCACGUAUCAAGCGUAACCCUCGCUUCCGUGAUAACAGAGUCCACGCUUUACUCUACUUUAUCCCACCAACUGGUCACUCAUUGAGAGAAAUGGAUAUUGAAUUAAUGCGUAGAUUAUCCCCACGUGUUAAUGUCAUCCCUGUCAUUGGUAAAGCUGACUCUUUGACUCCAUCUGAGUUGAAAACUUUCAAAAAGCGCGUCAUGGAAGAUAUCGAACACUACGAAAUUCCAAUUUACUCUUUCCCAUACGAUGUCGAAGAGGAUGAUGAGGAAACAGUCAUGGAUAACUCCGAAUUGAGAGCUAUGCUUCCAUUCGCGAUCGUUGGUUCAGAGGAGGAGAUGACAAUCGAUGGUGAAGUCGUUAGAGCUCGUCGUUACCCAUGGGGUGUCGUAAACGUCGAUGACCCAGCUCACUCAGAUUUCUCAAGACUGAGAUCUGCUCUUCUUAGCUCACAUUUGACUGAUUUGAAAGAAAUUACUCAUGACUUCUUAUAUGAAAACUACCGUACUGAGAAGCUCUCACGCACUGCAACUGGCGAUGGAUCACAUUACCCAAUUGGAAACUCAUCAUCUAUGGGUUCAAAUGGUGAAGACCCAGAAGCUGUUCGUUACAAGGAAGAGCAAUUACGUAGAGAAGAAGAAAAGUUUAGAGAAAUUGAAUUACGUGUCCAACGUGAAAUUGCUGAGAAGAGAGCUGAAUUAGCAGCAAAGGAGGAAAACCUUCGUCAUCUCGGUGUCGCUUAG
Wallemia mellicola CBS 633.66 is the source of this 1083-nucleotide messenger RNA. Its product is annotated as GTP binding protein. Gene Ontology annotation, biological process: cytoskeleton-dependent cytokinesis. Gene Ontology annotation, molecular function: GTPase activity; GTP binding; molecular adaptor activity. The coding region runs from base 1 to 1083 and encodes 360 amino acids. NCBI's taxonomy places the organism in Eukaryota, Fungi, Basidiomycota, Wallemiomycetes, Wallemiales, Wallemiaceae. The record is from RefSeq and is a predicted model, not a curated record. Gene Ontology annotation, cellular component: septin ring; cytosol; septin complex. The transcript is spliced from 4 exons.